This is a messenger RNA of Microdochium trichocladiopsis, 1293 nucleotides long. Its product is annotated as queuine tRNA-ribosyltransferase. Gene Ontology annotation, molecular function: tRNA-guanosine(34) queuine transglycosylase activity. The coding region runs from base 1 to 1293 and encodes 430 amino acids. Lineage: Eukaryota; Fungi; Ascomycota; Sordariomycetes; Xylariales; Microdochiaceae. Gene Ontology annotation, cellular component: cytosol. The record is from RefSeq and is a predicted model, not a curated record. The transcript has 3 exons.
AUGGCCAGCACUAUCGCCUCCCAGUCCUCGGCGGCUCUCACCUUUGAUCUCGUAGCUCGGUGUUCAACAACACGGGCACGGGCGUCGAAUCUGACCCUUCCUCAUGGCCCCGUCCAGCUCCCCAUAUUCAUGCCCGUAGCCACCCAGGCCUCGCUGAAGGGUCUGACACCAGAGCAACUCGAAGAGACGGGCUGCCGGCUAUGCCUCAACAACACGUACCACCUCGGCCUCAAGCCCGGCCAGGACGUUCUUGAUGCCGUUGGCGGUGCUCACAAGCUGCAAGGAUGGAGCCAUAACAUCCUCACCGACAGCGGAGGCUUCCAAAUGGUCUCCCUCCUCGAGCUCGCCAACAUCACCGAGGAAGGCGUCCGCUUCCUCUCCCCACACGACAGGAGCCCCAUGCUGCUGACGCCCGAGCACUCGAUCGACCUGCAGAACAGCAUCGGGAGCGACAUCAUCAUGCAGCUCGACGACGUGCUCGUGACCACGUCCCCCGACGCCGUGCGCAUGCGCGAGGCCAUGCUGCGCAGCGUGCGGUGGCUAGACCGGUGCAUCGCGGCGCACAAGAACCCGGGCAGGCAGAACCUCUUCUGCAUCAUCCAGGGCGGGCUCGACGACGAAAUGCGCCGCGAGUGCUGCGCCGCCAUGGUCGCGCGCGACACCCCGGGCAUCGCAAUCGGCGGCCUCAGCGGCGGCGAGGCAAAGUCCGACUUCUGCCGCGUCGUCGCCACGUGCACCGCCAUGCUGCCCGAGCUCAAGCCCCGGUACGUCAUGGGCAUCGGGUACCCGGAGGAUCUUGUGGUCAGCGUCGCCCUCGGCGCCGACAUGUUCGACUGCGUGUGGCCGACGCGCACGGCGCGGUUCGGCAACGCCAUCACCAGGCACGGCGUGCUCAACUUGAAGAACGCCAUGUAUGCGGAUGACUUUGGGCCCAUCGAGGAUGGGUGUGGAUGUAUAUGCUGCCGCCGCCGGUCAGACACCGCCUCCACUGACCCUUCGAUAUCAACGCCGACGACCCCAUCACCAACAGACGCCACCGGCGGGAUCAACGUCACCCGGGCAUUUGUGCAUCACAACACGGCCAAGGAGACCGCCGCCGCCCAUCUGCUCACCAUCCACAACGUGUGGCACCAGCUCAAUCUUAUGCGCGAAGUCCGCGCCGCCAUCAUCGAGGACAGGUACCCGGCCUAUCUUCACCAGUGGUUCUCCGACUACUACGGCAGCAAGGAGAAAUAUCCAGGCUGGGCGGUAGGUGCGCUGCGUGGCGUUGGCGUAGACUUACUCGAGUCAUAG